AUGGCCGCCUCUACUGAUGCUCUUCCAGUCGCCACCAUGAUUAAUAUGGUGGCCGGCAUCAAAUUGACUUCAGCCAAUUAUCUUCCUUGGCGUCGUCAGAUCACUCAUAUGGCCGAGUGUUUCGAUUUAAUGGGCCUUCUUGACGGCUCUGUUAAACCUCCCUCUCAAUACUCUCCACUGCCCGACAAUGCCACAAACCCUAAUCCUGCCUUUCUCUCAUGGCGUACCAAAGACCGUAAACUGCUCAGUGUUAUUUACUCUUCCCUUUCUGAAGAAGCUGCAUCUGAAGUAAUUAACGUCGUUUCUUCUCGUGAAUUAUGGCUUACUCUUGAAGAGGUCUUCUCUUCGGCAUCUCGACAUCAUCAACUUCGCGAGGAACUCCUCUCGCUCCGUCGUGGCGACAUGACUGUUGAUGAUUAUGGUCGGCGGUUUAAAGGCUUAUGUGAUCAGUUGUCUGCGAUUGGUCGUCCGGUGGAUGCGUCUGACCAAAGUCAUUGGUUUCUUCGAGGAUUAGGUAUUCAGUUUGCACACUUUGCCGACACCCGUUUGGCUUUUUCUCCAAUUCCGGUUUUUAGGGAUUUGCUCAAUCAAGCGAAGCAGUACGAUAUGUUAAUUCGCUCAAUGGAGGCGCCGCCUACCUCUGUCGCCUUCUACGCUGAUCGAUCGGUGUCCUCGAGUGAUCCCUCCCGCCGUCGUUUCUCUCAUGACGGUGGCAAUUCUCAAGGGCAUAGUGGCGGUCGCAGCAAUCAUCGUGGUCGGGGUGGUCGCCAACAUGGUGGAGGUGGCGGUCGUCAUUCAGGUAGUGGUCGCCGGCCCUAUGUACCUCGCUGCCAGAUCUGUCAAGGAGCGCACUAUGCUAAUAAGUGCCCUCAAUUUCUUGAGUGUCGUCAAUCUAUGUCUCCGGCACAUUUGGCGCAGGCAUUCUCCUCCUCUUGCGCAGUCUCCAGCCCUCCGCCUGACUGGUGUCUCGAUUCCGGUGCAUCCACUCACAUGACGAAUCAGCCUGAAACUUUGGAUUCGCUCAAGUCAUAUUCUGGUAACUCCUCUGUCAUCGUUGGUAAUGGAUCUAAUUUAUCUAUAUCACACAUUGGUUCCUGUCGUCUUCCUAACGGUAUGCGGCUUAAUGAUGUUUUGGUGGUGCCGCAUCUCACCAAAAAUCUUGUGUCUAUUAGUAAAUUAACUUCAGAUUUGCCGGUUGAUGUUGUGUUUUCUGGAAACUUGUUUCUUAUUCAGCAUCGGGAGACAAAGGAACCCCUGGCUCGGGGUCGAUGUGAUGGAGGCUUAUACUACAUGGAUCGGUGGUGUCCGGCAUUAGCAGCCGCUGUUCGUAAUAAGGUUUCAAAGGCAAGCUUCGAGCUGUGGCAUUGUCGCUUGGGCCAUGCUUCUUCUUCCAUUAUCUCAUUGUUACAGAAAACUACAUCUCGUAUCUACACAACUCGGCAUGCUCAAUUCGACGAAUUGUGCUUCCCAUUCUCUCAAACCACUUCACCGAGUUCGGUCUCUCGCCUUGAUUUCUCUUCUUUUCUCGAUGACAUGCCGGCCCCGCCUCUGUCUUUUGAGAACCACGCACCUCCCCUUCACGUUGCAGUGCGUCCAACCAUCAUUCCUGACGACGCACCUGAUCCUUCGGUCGAUCCGGUACAGCCAGCGCCUGCUCAGCCGGAUGCUCUUAUGACGCCACCUUCACCACAACUGGGUGCUCCUGCCCUAAUCCCGGCUGCUCCUGUCCCAGCCGUCCAUUCCACGGGUGCCUCUCACCCCAUGAUUUCGCGUGCUCGUCACGGAAUAUUCAAGCCUCGCCACCCCAUUGACCUCACUGCAUCGCUCGCGGACAUCUUCACGAAGAGUUUGCCUCGUCCCACGUUCACCUUUCUUCGUUCCAAGCUUUACGUUGAUCUUUCCCCUACGCAGCGCUUGAGGGGGGAUGUAAGAGUACCAGAUUAG
Molecule: messenger RNA, 1944 nt
Organism: Striga hermonthica
Lineage: Eukaryota; Viridiplantae; Streptophyta; Magnoliopsida; Lamiales; Orobanchaceae
Source: the annotation of a GenBank genome assembly